GCCUGAAUCGCGUGGGCGCUGAUGAAUUUCUCGUUUUUGUUCUUGGUUUGGAGCUCUAAUGGCUGCCAUUCUGAGUAUCUUUCAUGGGUUUUUGUUUGGUUUGUCUCUAAGACUGGUUUUGUGUUCUGAAAUUAGGGCUCAACGCGUCAUUGCUCGCUCUCAAGGGAUUGAAGUGCCAAUAUUGAAGCCUUUUCUUUCUGCGAAGCUAGUAGCACUGUAUGCAUUUGUGAUUUUUGGGAGCUCAACAAUAUGUCAUGCUUAUCUGCAAUUAACCAUGGGCUGCCCUGUUAUCAUUCUCCACUUUCCUCCAAGAACCACAAUACAGUUCUAUCAAUUUCUACUGGCCGUGGAAGAGGGUUGUGGUCCUUGCCAGGUCAUCUUAGUUUAUGGGUAAAACCCAUGGUCCAAGUAAUACCACCUCACCUGCCUUCCCGUCAGCAUUCUUGGAGAUGUUGCCAUGUUAAAGGUGAAAAUUCAGAGGGGGUUUUAAGCGAUGAAAGCAUUGUCUUGGAUGAGCAAACAUUAGAGCAGGACCUGCAGAUGGCCAUUGAGGAAGAAAACUAUGCUCGAGCAGCAAAAAUCAGGGAUAGCCUCCGGCUUCUUCAUGAGGACAGCAAGGCUUCUGUUCUAGCAGCAAAUAAUCGGUUUUACAAUUCGUUCAGGAAAGGAGACGUGGCUGCCAUGCGAGCCCUGUGGGCAAAAGGGGAUAAUGUGUGUGUUGUACAUCCUGGUGUGGGUGGGAUAUCGGGUUAUGAUCUCGUCAUGGGAAGCUGGGAGUUCGUAUGGGCGGACUAUGAAUUCCCACUUGAGAUUGAGGUAAAAGAUGCUCAAGUUCAUGUCAAAGGUGAUAUUGGGUAUGUGAGAUGCAUUGAAAUGGUUAAGACCAAAGGCAGCAGUUGGGGGCAACAGUAUGUGACAAACGUGUUUGAGAGGAUUGAUGGUCAGUGGUGUAUUUGUAUUCACCAUGCUUCACAUAUUGACUUAAGAAGAUAAAUUGUAAGCUUUUUUGCCUCA
Messenger RNA from Telopea speciosissima, 1014 nucleotides. RefSeq lists its product as uncharacterized. The transcript is spliced from 3 exons. The record is from RefSeq and is a predicted model, not a curated record. Bases 250 to 993 code for a protein of 247 amino acids. NCBI's taxonomy places the organism in Eukaryota, Viridiplantae, Streptophyta, Magnoliopsida, Proteales, Proteaceae.